Molecule: messenger RNA, 1382 nt
Organism: Phoenix dactylifera (date palm)
Lineage: Eukaryota; Viridiplantae; Streptophyta; Magnoliopsida; Arecales; Arecaceae
Product: transcription factor TGA2.2-like
Biological process (GO): regulation of DNA-templated transcription; DNA-templated transcription
Molecular function (GO): sequence-specific DNA binding; DNA-binding transcription factor activity
Source: RefSeq, a predicted model, not a curated record
GCAAGUUUGGACAUGGCGGCCUCAGCGGUCGGGGCGGGGAUGGACAUGGGCAAGUUGGCCUUCCCCAGGGGGCAAAUCGAGAACUGGGGUGAUUCUGGCGUUGUCGUCACCAGCCUGAGGACAGACACCUCCACUGACGUCGAUGCCGAUGAAGGGAAUCAGGCGGUUGGAGCUAGUCAACAAGGGGCUGUUGUGUGUCUGGAUUCGUCUGCUGCGUCAAGGGAGAAAACAGGGGAACAUAAGACACUUCGUAGGCUAGCUCAAAAUCGCGAGGCUGCACGGAAAAGCCGCUUGAGGAAAAAAGCAUAUGUUCAGCAGCUAGAGAAUAGCCGUUUGAAGUUGAUACAACUUGAGCAGGAGCUUCAACGAGCACGACAGCAGGGGAUCUUUAUUGCAGGUGGAUUCUUGGGAGAUCAUAGUUAUCCAGUUGGUGGAAAUGGGGCCAUGGCAUUUGAUAUGGAGUAUGCCCGAUGGCUUGAUGAACAUCAACGUCAGAUUAAUGAACUGAGGUCAGCAUUAAAUGCUCAUGUGGGUGAUGAUGAGCUGCGGCUUCAUGUUGAUGCUGUGAUGACACAUUAUGAUGAAGUUUUUAGGCUCAAAAGCAUCGGUACAAAGUCUGAUGUCUUCCACAUGCUUUCAGGCAUGUGGACAACCCCUACAGAGAGGUGUUUCAUGUGGUUGGGGGGAUUCAGAUCAUCUGAACUUUUAAAGAUACUAGCAAACCAUCUUGAACCUUUGACAGAUCAGCAGUUGAUGGGUUUAUGUAACCUUCAGCUGUCAUCCCAACAGGCUGAGGAUGCCUUGUCUCAGGGAAUGGAAGCCUUGCAGCAAUCUCUUUCAGAUACCCUUGCUUCAGCUUCUCUUGGGCCAUCUGCUGGUUCUGAUAAUGUUGCUAAUUACAUGGGCCAGAUGGCGAUUGCUAUGAGCAAGCUAGGGACGCUAGAGAGCUUCCUUCGGCAGGCUGAUCUUUUGCGGCAGCAGACCUUGCAUCAAAUGCAUCGCAUAUUAACGACCCGUCAAGCAGCCCGUGCACUGCUGGCCAUCAGUGACUACUUCUCUCGCCUUCGGGCACUUAGCUCUUUAUGGCUGGCUCGCCCUAGGGAUUAGUACUAAUUAUAUUUGUAAAGGGAAUAGAUAAUAUAUGAUUAAGAUGUAGGUGAUGGCACAGUGGAGUAAUUUUGAUGGUGUGAGCAAACUGAGGAAGGGCCUCUUUGGAAGAAGGAUGAAUGUGCUUCAUUGUUCUAUUCUUCGAUUUCAUGCCUCAUGAUAACUAUAAUUAAUGAUUUAUAUAGAUGCAUUUGAGUUAUAAUGCUUAUAAUGCUUGAUUGUCUUUGUUAAAAGUGCUGUAUGCAUGUGCAAGGACUGUGCUAGUUUAAGUAAUG